Messenger RNA from Misgurnus anguillicaudatus (oriental weatherfish), 2270 nucleotides. The record is from RefSeq and is a predicted model, not a curated record. Lineage: Eukaryota; Metazoa; Chordata; Actinopteri; Cypriniformes; Cobitidae.
AUGAAGACAGAACAGCAAAUCAUUCUUUUCAUUUGUUUGUUACAAGGUGUUAGGUGUGGAGAUUGGCCCAUCAGUCUGCCAGAGAAGAUUGAAGCUCUGAGUGGAUCCUGUGUGAUCAUAAACUGCACAUUUACUAUUGAUACCAAAUAUGACAAAGAUCUCACUGACAGUGCUGUAGGAGUGUGGUAUAAAAAUGGGACCAAAGACAACAAUAUUGUGUUUAACUCCAGGAACCCCAAUCUCUCUUUUAAAGGGAACAUAACUGGACAAUUAAAAGACAAGGACUGUACUACCAUCUUUUAUAAUGUUUCUUCAAAUAACACAGACAAAUAUACGUUCAGGAUUGAGGGUAAUGGUGGACUGAAAUGGACCUAUGCACAAAAAUCUGUUUCAAUAGCUGUGAUUGCCUCUCCCCCCAAACCCACAGUGCAGAUGUUUAAGGAUCAGAUGAAGGUUGAGGUUCAUGAGGAGGUGUUAGAGGGGAGCUCUAUGUGUCUGCGCUGCUCUGCUAAGACUCUCUGCUCCUCUUCUCCACCAACUCUCACAUGGAGCUCCACUGACAGACUCCACCUCAAUGACAACAGCAGACUACAGCUGGAUCAACAGAAUCAAACUGAGAUCAUCUCUGAUCUAAACUUCACUGCUACUCACCUUCAACAUGGAGGUGCUUUCAAUUGCACUAUAACCUACCAGCUACAGCAGAGGAUCACAACGGCACAGAGAAACAUCACAUUACGUGUUCAGUAUGCACCCAAAAUCUCUCUCUUCAGUUGUAACAGAACUGAUGUAACUGUGUGUUUGUGUGAGGCUCAUGGGAAUCCCUCUCCUAAAGUGAAGUGGUUUCUAUCUGGACGUCCUGUCAGUAACUUUACAAACACAUCUAUCAUUGAGGAGCGAUUGAACAGCACAGACUUCAUCAGGAGCUUCAUUUCUCUCCAUCAGUCACUUACACACACAGACACUCUGCAGUGUGUCACCAUCAACACUCACGGCACUGCCAGUCAUCAGAUCCAACUGCUUUGCAGUCCUCAUGAGAUGACUGAUUUCUCAUCAGGUUUCAGUCUUUUCUCUGUGCUGAUUGGAGCUGCUAUUGGAGCUACAGUGAUGAUGAUCUUGUGUGUCAUUCAACAUCUUUGUAAACGAAAUAAAAACAGCAGAUCCUCAAAGACAAGACGAGAAGAUACCGCUGGACUUAUUCUGACUGACAGGGAGAAUGAAGAACCUGUUUAUGCCAAUAAAGCUGUGAUGUCACCUGCUAAAAAUACUUCAAUGAAUUACCCACAACCCCUUUAUUAUUCCUCCAUUGACUUCACAAACACCCAAAUAGAGUCAGAAGAGAUCAGGGGCGUCUCCUCACUUACUGCUGUUUAUGCUGAUGUCCGACAUUCAGGACAAGAAGAAGCAAAGAGCUCUGUGGGAAGCGUUGAACCCAACAGCAACAUAUCAACAGUUGAGAUAGCAGACAGUAAAGCAAGAGAUCCACAAUUUACCAUCAGUACAGACACUGAGCAAGAUCAGGCAAAGAAAACAGAUUUGCAGUCAGAUGAAGUUUCUGAUGUUUAUGCACAAGUAAAACAUUGCCAUCCAAAGAAUAAAAAUUAGGUCACUUGGCAUUUUAUGCCAUGAUACAUUUUAAAGAGUCUCCAUUUAAAAGAUUUUUAAAGAUAUUUCUACAGAGACUUAGGAUUGUUGUAUCAUAAAAAGUACAUAUAAAGUACAGUUUUAAUUAUAGAUUAAAAUGAAUGCAGAAUGAUUAUGUUUUUGCUUUAAAUGCAUUUGUUUGUAUAAUAUUUUUUCUGUAUUUUUCAUAGUUGAAUUUGAUGAAUUCUAUCUUUGAAUCUAUGAUUAUUAACAUUUGUUAGGGUUAAAAAGUCCCCACAUGAAUAUGCUGAUGUGUCUAAUUAAAGUGUACAUUAAUAGAUAUAAAACACCCUUAGGGAAAAUAACAAUAGCAAGAUUCACAGAAACUGCAAUGUUUAUUUAUUGUUUACCAUAACCUCUAACAGCUUGAUUGUUUUGAUUUACUUAAUUUUUAAAUUGUUAUUUUGUGUGCUCAAUGAUUGUGUGUGUUCAUAAUAUCAAUCUAAAAUUAAAGUGAAGUUUACCUCCUCAUGCUGUACCUUUAUUAACUGUACUGUGACUUGAUCUUUUGCCCAGUAGAGGGCAGUUUUAUGCAUUCAGUGACGAGUUUUCAGUUAACCAGUGAUUCUCAAAUUUUUUGGUGUGCGGCCCCCUCUUGUGUACAGUCCUCCCCUUGUGCCCUUUAUGGU